Molecule: messenger RNA, 3504 nt
Organism: Catharus ustulatus (Swainson's thrush)
Lineage: Eukaryota; Metazoa; Chordata; Aves; Passeriformes; Turdidae
Gene: SLC27A1
Product: solute carrier family 27 member 1
Exons: 14
Coding region: 823-2757 (644 amino acids)
Biological process (GO): response to cold; phosphatidylcholine biosynthetic process; phosphatidylserine biosynthetic process
Cellular component (GO): mitochondrial inner membrane; plasma membrane
Molecular function (GO): long-chain fatty acid transmembrane transporter activity; long-chain fatty acid-CoA ligase activity; fatty acid transmembrane transporter activity
Source: RefSeq, a predicted model, not a curated record
CCGUCCCGGUCCCCGUUCCCGGCCGUUCCCCCAUCCCGUUCCCGGUUAUUCCCCGUUAUUCCCGGUUAUUCCCGGUUAUUCCCGUCUAUCCCCGUUUAUUCCCGGCUAUCCCGGGUUAUUCCCGCUUGUUCUCGGCCUUUUUCCCAUCCCGUUCCCGACUGUUCUCGGUUAUUCCUGGUUAUCCCAUUUCUCCGGGUUAUUCCCUUCUAUCCCCGGUUAUCCCCGGUUAUUCCCGGCCGUUCCCGACUGUUCCCCCAUCCCAUUCCCGGUUAUCCCGGCUGUCCCGGAUUAUUCCCGGUUAUUCCCCAUCCCAUUCCCGGUUAUUCCCGGUUAUCCCCGGUUAUUCCCGGUUGUUCCCGACAGUUCCCCCAUCCCAUUCCCGGUUAUCUCGGUUAUCGCCGGUUAUUCCCGACUAUUCUCGGUUAUCCCCGAUUAUUCCCUUCUAUCUCCGGUUAUUCCCGGUUGUUCCCGGCCAUUCCCCCAUCCCAUUCCCGGUUAUUCCCGGCUAUCCCCGAUUAUUCCCUUCUAUCCCCGAUUAUUCCCGGUUGUUCCCGGUCGUUCCCGGCCGUUCCCCCAUCCCAUUCCCGGUUAUUCCCGGUUAUUCCCGGCUAUUCCCGGUUAUUCCUGACUAUCCCCGGUGAUCCCUGGCUAUCCCCGGUUAUUCCCGGUUGUUCCCGGAUUAUUCCCGGUUAUCCCCCAUCCCAUUCCCGUCUAUCCCCGGCUAUCCCCGGUUGUUUCCGGUUAUCCCCCAUCCCAUUCCCGUCUCUCCCCGGUUCCUCCCGAUCUCUCCUCGGUCUCUCCCGGUGUCCCGGUGUCCCGGCCAUGCACCCGGCCGGGCUGUGCGCGGCCUCGCUGGGCUCGCUGGGGCUGCUGCGGCUGCUCGGGGCUCCGUGGGGCUGGAGCGCGGCGGCGGCGCUGGGGCUGUGCCUGGGCGGCGGCGGAUGGAGAUUCCUGCGGCUGCUGCUCAAAACCGCACCCAGGGACCUCUUCGGUCUCUGGGUCCUGCUCCGCGUCCGCCACAACCUGUCGCGGUUCCGCCGCCGCGGCCUCUCCGUCCCCGCUCUGUUCGCGGCGGCCGCGCGGCGCCGGCCGGACAAGGCCGCUCUGGUGGACGCUGUCUCGGGCGCCGUGUGGACGUUCCGGCACCUGGACGAGUUCUCCAACGCCGUGGCUCACCUGUGCCGGCACCUGGGCUACGGGCCGGGCGCGGUGGUGGCCGUGUUCAUGGAGUCCUGUCCCGAGUUCGUGGCCGUGUGGCUCGGGCUGGCCAAGGCCGGCGUGGAGGCGGCGCUGGUGAACUCACACCUGCGCAGGGAGGGGCUGCUGCACGGACUCACCUGUUCUGGGGCCAGGGCCGUGGUGUACGGCACUGAGAUGGGGGCAGCCCUGUGUGAGCUGAGCUCUGCCCUGACCAUCCCCGCUCUCUCCCUGGGUCCCGCGGGGCCGGGGCCGAUCCCGGCCGGGUCCCGAGCGCUGGAGCCGCUCCUGGAACAGGCCCCAAAAACCCCCCUGGGGAACGAGCCAGGCAGGGGGAUGGACGACCGCCUGUUCUACAUCUACACCUCGGGCACCACGGGAAUGCCCAAGGCAGCGAUCGUGGUGCACAGCAGGUAUUACCGCAUCGCUGCCUUUGCUUAUUUUGCGUUCCGGAUGCGCCCCGAUGACGUCAUCUACACCUGCCUGCCCCUCUACCACUCUGCAGGGAACAUCCUGGGGGUGGGGCAGUGCCUCCUGCACGGCCUCACCGUCGUCAUCCGCCCCAAGUUCUCGGCCUCGCGCUUCUGGGACGACUGCGUCAAACAUCGCUGCACGAUAUUUCAGUACAUCGGGGAGCUGUGCCGGUUCCUCCUGGCCCAGCCCGUGAGCGAGGCCGAGCGGCGGCACCAGCUGCGUUUGGCGCUCGGGAACGGCCUCAGGGCUCAGCUCUGGCCCGAAUUCCAGCGGCGCUUCCAGAUCCCCCAGAUCGGGGAAUUCUACGGGGCCACGGAGUGUAACUGCAGCCUGGCCAACCUCGAUGGGCAGGUGGGUGCCUGUGGGUUCAACAGCCGCAUCCUGCCCAACGUUUACCCCGUGCGUUUGGUCAAGGUGCAGCCGGACACGCUGGAGCUGCUCCGCGAUUCCCGCGGCCUCUGCGUCCCCUGCGCCCCAGGUGAGCCUGGGUUGCUGGUGGGCCGCAUCGACCAGCGGGAUCCCCUGCGCCGCUUCGACGGCUACGUCAGCGCCGGCGCCACGCGCAGCAAGAUCGCCCGCGACGUGCUGGCCAAGGGCGACCAGGCCUACCUGUCAGGGGACGUGCUGGUGAUGGAUGAUUUGGGGUACCUGUAUUUCCGGGACCGGGGCGGGGACACGUUCCGCUGGCGCGGGGAGAACGUCUCCAGCACCGAGGUCGAGGGCGCCCUGAGCCGGCUCCUGGGCCAGGCCGACGUCGUGGUCUACGGCGUGGAGAUCCCCGGAGCAGAGGGCAGGGCGGGCAUGGCGGCCAUCGCUGACCCGCACUCCCGGCUGGACCCGGCCGGGCUGUACCAGGCUCUGGUGCCGGUGCUGCCGCCCUACGCCCGGCCCGUGUUCAUCCGCCUGCUGCCGCACCUGGACACCACCGGCACGUUCAAGCUGCAGAAGACGCGGCUGCGGGGGGAGGGCUGGGACCCCCGGCUGGUCCCCGAUCGCCUCUUCGUGCUCGACCCCCAGCGCGGCCGCUACGUCCCCCUGGACGGGGAGAUGCACGCCAGGAUCUGCGCUGGGAAAACCAGGUUCUGAUCCUGCUGGGAUCCUAAAAAUCCUCCUGGGAUCCUAAUAAACCACCCUGGGAUCCCAAAAAUCCCGCUGGAAAACCUCCCUGGGAUCCUGAAAAUCUGAAAAUCCCAUGGACUGGGAGGCGUACGUGAGGAUUUGUGCUGGAAAAACAGGUUCUGAUCCCCAAAAAUUUCUCACUGGGAUCCUAAAAGUCCUGCUGGGAUUCAAAAGAACCACCCUGGGAUCCUGAAAGUCCCAAAAAUCCUGCUGGAUUUCCUGGAAAACAGCAGAAAUUCCUACAAAAGAGCAGAAUUCCCAGGGAAAAUGGUAGGAUUUUCUGGCAAACAGAACUCCCAGGAAAACUGUGGGAUUUUGAAGGAAAAAGCAGGAUUUGACUGUAAACCAGUCAUAUUCCCGAGCAUCCUGGAGGAACUCAGCAGAAUUCCCAAGGAUUUCCAGGAAAUUUGUGACUUUUUUCUGAGGAAAAACAGUGGAAUUUCAAGGAAAACCGGGACUGACAGAGAACGGACUCCAUCAUCGCCCUCACAGGCGCUAAUUAACUCCGACAGCGCUAAUUAACGACUAAUUCGUGCCUAAUUAACCUGCCUAGGACCUCCUUUGGAACUUCCCGCCGCGCUGGGGCCAGCACGGACAUUUUUAUUGACGGAGCCCCAGCGCCAGAGUGGAAUUAACCCAUUUGGGCCGUUUUUAACCCGAUCCUUUCCCUUUGGUUGUGCCUGACCACGAGGCCAUUAAAAACCAGCGACUGUG